Molecule: messenger RNA, 1851 nt
Organism: Porites lobata
Lineage: Eukaryota; Metazoa; Cnidaria; Anthozoa; Scleractinia; Poritidae
Source: the annotation of a GenBank genome assembly
AUGGAUAAAAGCAAGUAUACUUCAGUCUUAGUUGAGAGGCACUUCUCGUCCGGUAACACUGCAGUUCCUGUAAUUUGGGCAAUUAGCUUGUAAUCACAAUCAAGAAUGUCACGUACAUCUAUCUUUUGGCUAGCAUGCACUGAGUAUAGACAAGUCCCUUAUCUUCCUUCAGGUGAACAACACUAGGUUUAACAUACAUAACGCCACAAAGUUCACUACACUCAUUACCUUUCACGGACAUUACUCUUUUCCGCGACCGGAAUAAUCCAGGUAAGCCCUUCUGUACUGCCCUUUUAAGUUUUCCUUCAGCAUAAUUAGGCUACGAACGGUACGUGCACAAUAACAUCUGUGUUCUUUCCUGCAAUGAUCCUCUACUUUUCAUAUGCGGGUAGAAUUAAACAGAGGAUCCUUUGUUGUAGAAAAUUUAUAAUCAUGUUUGGUUCGAGCGACCUGUUCAUCGAACCAUUGCUUGCACUUGCUGAGUGUCGGCUCCUUAAGUUUAGCUUCAGGGCAUGGCAGAAAUACUGCAUCCUUUCUUUACUAAGUUUAGACAGAUUCUCCGAGGUAAUAUUGAUCAAUAUUUCUUCGAAAAAGAAUGCUUUCGUUCGAGUUUUUACUCCGACUAUCCGCCAUUUUUAAACUGGACUUUUUAAAAAGUCCGGAAAAUCCGGUAGUGCCAGGCCCCCGGGCAGUAUGAAAUUAGGCAAUUGCAAUUUUCCUUUUGACAAGGCAUAAAAAUAAGAUACUUAGUUUUUGUCAAAUUUAAGGUCAACGUAUUACUGCAUAACCAUUCGCAGACAGCUGGCAAAUUAUUGUUAAUUUCACACAAUAAACUGUCAUGAGCCCUUCCAGAAGCUGUUAAAGAUGUAUCGUCUGCCUAAAAUCUAGUUGUAAAAAUAAGUAGAAGACUUGGAAAAGUCAUUAAUGAAAAUAAUGAAUAGCAAAGGUUCUACUAUCGAUCCUUGAGGUACGUCAGCGGAGAUUGAACAUGAUUCAGAAGUGACACCAUUUAUGUGCACCUGCUGCUUCCAGUUAAUUAAGUAAGAUUGAAACCAAUUAUUUUCGCUUUAUUGUAAUCCGUAAUACUUAAGUUUAUUUACUAACAUUUGAUGAUUUACUGUAUCAAAAGCUUUACCUAAAUCAAAGAAUAGAGAAACCACACAGUGUGCUUGAUCCAGAGAGGAGGUUAUUUGUUCAAUAAGACCAGUCAGAGGUUGUAUAACCUGAUCUACAUCCAUAUUGUUUUGAGGAAAUGUUUUCAUUCGCAAGAUAAAAGAUUAGCUGAUUAAAAAAAUACAUUUCUAAAAUAUUUUACUUAAAGAGAACUGGGAAAGGUCGAGAACCUUGUUUGAAAAUUAGAACAACUAUAGCAAGUUUCAUACUAUCAGGAAAAAUACUUUGGUUGAUAGGAAGAUUUAACAAAAGUGGAUGAACCUUGUCAAUCCCAGUUGACGUCUUUGUAUGCAGACUUUCUAGUAAUAAGAAUACCUCUAUUUCAGAGACUUGUAAGAAGCGAAAUUUUUUUGCUUCUGGGAAAGAUAACACCCAAAAGAGAAGAUAACCGGUGACGACACUGUCUGGUACGAGAACAAGCCGCUUGGCGUUAACAAGCUUGGCGAAUUGAUGAAAAUUAUCUCCGUCAGAGCAAAGCUCUCUGACAUUUACACUAACCAUUCAGCCAGGGUAUCUGCGUUAACCUAGCUUUCGGAUGCAAAUGUUCCAGACCGUCACAUCAUGUUUGUUUCUGGUCAAAGUAGUGAGCAAAGCUUCGCUCAAUACAGUUCUCGACCUUCAGUUCUUCAGCUGGAAAUUGUCUCUGAUACGAUUUCUAAUGCUCUGGAGAAUCAAUAG